GUAGUAUCCAAAGACUAGGUUAAGAGUAUCUACAGUUGUAUAUUUCCCAACUCCAUUCCUAUAUAGAGGGAAACGAAAGGAGGGGAGGAGUGAAGAUUGACGGAUUAGGGAAGGAACAAUGGAGGGUGAGCUCAAAAAUUUCAUCAGUGUAAUCAUUAUGGGAUUUAUAUCCAUGUACUACUGUUACUACAUUGCAGCAAAGAUCCCACAGGGCUUGCCAAGGCUCAUCUCCCUCCUCCCUGUCAUAACUUUGUUCUCUGUCCUCCCCUUGAACAUUCACAGCUUCCAUAUAGGUACUCCCGUAGUGUUUAUCCUUGCUUGGAUUACCAAUUUCAAGCUUCUCUUGCUAGCCUUCGAGCAAGGCCCCUUGUCACCACCUCCUCCUGGAGCUCAUCUUUUCAUCCUGACAGCUUGUUCCCCAUUCAGGAUCAAACAAUCCCAACCCAAAACCAAGAGGACUACUGGUCCGAAUGUUGUAUCAGAGGCUGCAAACAAGGCUGCACUUCUAGCAUUGCUGUUUCAUUGUUAUAACUACAGACAAUGCUUUCCCAGACAGGUUUUGUUGAUCCUUUACUUCUUCCAUACUUACCUUACGAUACAGUUGUUCCUGGCUUUGGCUGCAAUCCCAGCUCUAAUCCUCCUCGGUGUAGAGCUCGAGCCACAGUUCAACGCACCUCUCCUGGCCACUUCGUUGCAGGACUUCUGGGGUCGUAGGUGGAACCUGAGGGUCUCUGACACUCUACGUCCAACCGUAUACAGCCCUAUCCGCAGUGUUUCUACUCGUAUAAUCGGACCUCGAUGGGCCUCGUUACCUGCUGUCUUUGCAACGUUUCUCACUUCGGGUUUGAUGCACGAGCUCAUUUACUAUCACAUAACUCGUGAGUUUCCCACCUGGGAAGUAACUUGGUUCUUCGUCCUGCAAGGGAUCUUCGUUGAUAUAGAGAUUGUACUGAAGAAGAAGCUCCUGUUUCGACUUCACAGAUCGGUUUCAGGACCACUAGCGUUGGCAAAUCUGGCAGUGACUGCUGGCUGGUUAUCUUACAGACAACUCCUGAGAAAUGGGGUAGAUGAAAAGGUCAUUAAUGAAUUCAAUGCGUUCCUGGAGUUUCUAAAAAGGUUCAGCAUGAUUUAGGACAAUCUGAAACUGUCAUUUGGGUUAUGAUAGUAGACGUUUGCUUCCAUAUUAGCUUAGUAACGUUCUUCCCUUUCUGGGAAUUAACAUCGACAAGUCUUUUUAGUCAUUUUUUAUCUUUUUUUACCAUAAAAACUGUUUGUAGAGUCAAAGGCCGGUUAACUCAUUAAAGCCUUUAAAGAAUUUAAUGAGUUGAAUGACCUUAACGAGCUUUAUUCUUCUCGUAUUAAAGUCAUAAAGAGUUCUGUGAAGGUGAAACCUCAUUAACGUCUUUAAAAGUUUAUCUGCUGUAAGGAAUAUAAUGAUCAGUUUAAUAUCCUUAACGAGUUUUAUAUAAGAGAAAAGAUGAGAUGAUCAAGAAGAUCAGUCACUGUUAAA
This is a messenger RNA of Theobroma cacao (cacao), 1510 nucleotides long. The record is from RefSeq and is a predicted model, not a curated record. NCBI's taxonomy places the organism in Eukaryota, Viridiplantae, Streptophyta, Magnoliopsida, Malvales, Malvaceae.